Ochotona princeps (American pika) is the source of this 2938-nucleotide messenger RNA. RefSeq names its product GEM interacting protein (gene GMIP). The record is from RefSeq and is a predicted model, not a curated record. Gene Ontology annotation, biological process: negative regulation of GTPase activity; signal transduction; activation of GTPase activity. The coding region runs from base 34 to 2880 and encodes 948 amino acids. Gene Ontology annotation, molecular function: GTPase activator activity. The transcript is spliced from 21 exons. Lineage: Eukaryota; Metazoa; Chordata; Mammalia; Lagomorpha; Ochotonidae. Gene Ontology annotation, cellular component: plasma membrane.
CUGGUCCCCGCUGCAGCAUCCCCGGGCCCAGCCAUGGACGCAGCAGAGCCGGGGCUGGCCGCGGCCCCCGAGCCCAGGAAGCGGUACAGUGACAUCUUUCGCAGUUUGGACAACCUGGAGAUCUCACUGGGGAACGUGGGCCUUGAGACGCUGCCUGGGGACCCCGGACUUCCAGGAGACCCCGAGCCUGACCAGGCCUCUGCAGCCAUAGAGGAUGCUGGAGCAUGUUGGAGCAGCGCCCCCACAGAGAGCCCCGCCCCCCUGUCAGGAGAGGACCUGGACUUGCGGCUCAUUCGGACCGAAGGCGGCGUGGACGCCGCCCUGGAGUACGCCAAGACCUGGAGCCGCUACGCCAAGGAGCUCCUGAGCUGGACGGAGAAGCGAGCCGGCUAUGAGCUGGAGUUCGCCAAGAGCAUCGUGAAGCUCGCCGAAGCCGGCAAGGUCUCCAUCCAGCAGCAGGGCCACAUGCCGCUGCAGUACAUCUACACCAUGUUUCUGGAACAUGACCUCAGCCUCGGGGCCCUGGCCAUGGAGACCCUGGCCCAGCAAAAGCGAGACUACUGUCAGCCCCUGGCCGCCAAAAGGAUCGAGAUUGAGAAAUGGCGCAAGGAAUUCAAGGAGCAGUGGGUGCGAGAACAGAAGAGAAUGAACGACGCUGUGCAGGCGCUGCGCCGGGCCCAGCUGCAGUACACGCAGCGCUGUGAGGACCUGCGGACGCGCUGCCAGGGCUCCCCGGAGGAGCCGGGGCCCCAGGCCUCGCCAGGACCCAGCAAGCAGCAGGAACGGCGGCGACGCUCGCGAGAGGAGGCCCAGGCUAAGGCGCAGGAAGCAGAGGCUCUGUACCAGGCCUGCGUGCGCGAGGCCAAUGCGAGGCAGCAGGACCUGGAAAUGGCGAAGCAGCGGAUCGUGUCGCAUGUGCGCAAGCUGGUCUUGCAAGGGGACGAGGUCCUGCGGCGGGUAACCCUAGGCUUGAUCCGGCUGCGCGGGGCACAGUCCGAGCGCAGCCCCCGCGCCUUCGCAGCCUUGGCCGAGUGCUGCGCGCCCUUCGAGCCUGGCCAGCGCUACCAGGAGUUCGUGCGGACGCUGCGUCCCGAGGCUCCGCCACCCCCGCCGCCCGCCUUCUCUUUUCAGGAGUUUGUGACCAUUGGACACAGCUCGCCUGUGGACACCAGGAGAAGGCCCUCGGGCCCCCGGCCUCCCAGGUUGGAGGAGAGCCCUGCCGAGCCGGGUCCGUGGGAGGACUCCAGCUCGUCCUGCAGCAGCUGGCCAGGCCCCGCAGGCCCCACUCCGGGCAGCGAUGUGGACAGCGUGGGCGGCGGCAGCGAGUCCCGGUCCCUGGAUUCUCCUACGUCCAGUCCAGGCCCUGGCCCACGGCGCCUGGUGAAGGUCACAUCCACGGGUACCGAAUCCUCGGAUGACUUUGAGGAACGAGACCCGGACCUGGCCGAGGGGCUGGAGAACGGGCUGGGCGGCGCGUUCAGGAAGUGGACGCUGUCCCCGGCGGCUCAGACGCACCGGCUGCGGCGGCUGCGGGGCCCGGCCAAGUGUCGCGACUGUGACGCCUUCAUGGUCAGCGGCAUCGAGUGUGAGGAGUGCUUCCUGACCUGCCACAAACGCUGCCUGGAGACCCUGCUGAUCCUCUGCGGACACAGGAAGCUCCCAGCCCGGACGCCUCUCUUCGGGGUUGACUUCCUGCAGCUGCCCAGGGCCUUCCCGGAGGAGGUGCCCUUCGUGGUCACCAAGUGCACAGCCGAGAUUGAGCACCGUGGCCUGGGUGUGCAGGGCAUCUAUCGGGUCAGCGGGUCCCGGGUCCGCGUGGAGCGGCUGUGCCAGGCGUUUGAGAACGGCCGCACGUUGGUGGAACUUUCUGGAAACUCGCCCCAUGAUGUCUCCGGAGUCCUUAAGCGAUUUCUGCAGGAGCUCACCAAUCCCGUGAUACCAUACCACCUGUACGAUGCCUUCAUCUCUCUGGCUAAGACCUUGCAUGCUGACCCCGGGGACACCCCGGGGACCCCCCGCCCCCGCCCUGACGCUGUCCACUCUCUGAAGACCCUGUUGGGACAGCUGCCCGACUCUAAUUACAACACCCUCCGGCACUUGGUGGUCCAUCUGUUCAGGGUGGCCGCCAAGUGGGAAGAAAAUAAGAUGUCCGCCAACAACCUGGGCAUUGUGUUCGGGCCGACGCUGCUGCGGCCGCCGCAGGAGCCGUGGGCGCCCGGUGCCAGCCCCACCGCCUGCCUGCUGGACUCGGGCUACCAGGCACAGUUUGUGGAAUUCCUCAUCAUGUACUACGAGCACAUCUUUGGAAUGGAUGAGCUGCCCCAGACCCCCGAGCUCCCGUCCCAAGACCCCAGCCCAACGCCCACGCCCCCCAGCCUCACCUCAGAGCUGAAUCCCCACGGAGCCUUGGAGAAGCUUCCAGAUGCCACAGCCUCCGAGAUCCCAGCUGUGCACGGGGCGCUGGGGCAGGAGCUGGCAGAACACGCCGAGGCCGUGGAGGAAACCACCAUCACCACCACCCAGAACCCCGAGGACUCCUUCCUGGGCACGCAGUCCCGCGGCCACUUCAGCCGGCAGCCAGUGAAGUAUCCCCGAGGGGGCGCACGGCCCGUUGCCUGCCAGCCGUCCAGCUUGGCCGCGGGGACCUCCAGGCUUCCCGAGGAAACCCCUGCGGUCCCGGCACACCUUGGGAGUUUUCCAAGAAGGGGGCUUGGCCCGGAGGGCAGCCCCCUGCUGCGCCGCGCCCCACUGCCCAAACAUAUUAAGAUGACACACGAAACCGCCCGGCUGCUCUCCAAGCUGGACGCUGAGGCCACAACCAAGGCUGCCUGCUGCGCCGACCCCCUCCAGCCCGGGGAAACCCAGGAGGAGCGCCUCUGACCGCCGCUGGACGCAGGAUUGGAAAGACGGACUCGUGUCUUCCAGCCCGCCACCGUCU